Messenger RNA from Ceraceosorus bombacis, 1629 nucleotides. The record is from the annotation of a GenBank genome assembly. Lineage: Eukaryota; Fungi; Basidiomycota; Exobasidiomycetes; Ceraceosorales; Ceraceosoraceae.
AUGUUGCGCCAUAGCGAAACAAAGGUGAGCUAGGGCAACGAUUCAACGCGCUCUCUAGGAGCUGCACUGACUCUGAAAUUGGCCACUCCUUGACCAGUUCUACGACCUUCUUGGCGUGAAGCCAGACUGCUCGGAGUCUGAGCUGAAGAAGUGAGUUGCAUCAGUGGCUUGCACUCCUGAAGGUCAAACUCGCAGUAGAGGAAGGUAAAGGCGCUCAGGAGCGUCCUUGUCCUUAUUUCUCGGCGUCCUGGUUCGAUGGGAGCGCAAGCGCAUACACGCUGCCAUCCCUCGUAGACAUGAUCUACCAGCGUUCUGUCUCCCGUCUCGUUGCUUUUCGGAUCAUUUCUUUCGUCACUUCUGACGCCUUUUGACCGCGAUCCAUUGUAGGGCGUACCGAAAGAAGGCAUUGGCACUUCACCCCGACAAGGGAGGCGACCCCGAGCAAUUCAAAGAGGUCACAUCCGCAUACGAGACGCUAUCAGACCCGCAAAAGCGUGACAUGUGAGUAAGGUUUCAUGUGAUAGUGGUACAUCAGCCCAUAUCCUCCAAUCGUAAACUGAGCUGCUGUCAUUUUGAUCUGCAUGCAGGUAUGAUCGAUUCGGAGAAGCAGGACUUGGCGAAGGCGGCGGCAUGGGUGGAAUGGACCCUCAAGAUUUGUUUUCGCAGCUUUUCGGAGGUGGCGGCGGGGGAUUUUUUGGAGGUGGCGGAUCUCGCAGACCCCAAGGUCCUCGCAAGGGCAAGGAUCUCGUCCAUCGCAUCAAGGUCUCUUUGGAAGAGUUGUACGUUGGCAAAACCACAAAGCUUGCCCUCCAAAAGCAAGUCAUUUGCGGAAAGUGCGAAGGACGCGGAGGCAAAGAAGGAGCUGUCAAGUCUUGCGGUGGCUGCAAUGGUAGCGGUGUCAAGACUAUUCUCCGGCAGCUCGGUCCUAUGGUUCAGCAAUUGCAACAGACUUGCCCCGAAUGUCAAGGUCUCGGAGAGCAGAUCAAUGCCAAGGACAGGUGCAAGACUUGCUCCGGCAAAAAGGUCAACCAAGAGCGCAAGGUGCUCGAAGUUCGCAUCGACAAGGGUAUGAAGGAUGGUCAAACCAUCACUUUCAAGGAGGAAGCAGAUCAAGCGCCCAACACGAUACCAGGAGACGUCGUCAUCGUGGUGGACGAAAAGCCUCACUCGCGUUUCAAACGUCGCGAGAACGACCUGUACGUCGACAUUGAGGUUGAUCUGCUGACUGCUCUAGCGGGAGGCAAAGUCACGAUUGAGCAUUUGGAUGAUCAUGCGCUCAGCGUCGAGAUUCCAGCUGGAGAGGUGGUCAAGCCAGGAGCGAUCAAGGUUCUGCGAGGACAGGGCAUGCCUUCUUACAGGCACCACGAGUUGGGAGACUUGUACUGCACACUCAGCGUGGCUUUCCCAGACUCUUUGCCCCCUGAGGCGUUCCCUCUGCUUGAAAAGGCGCUGCCUCCUCGCAAGCAGGCUAGCAAAGUCAAGGGAGAUGUGGAGGAUGUCAUCAUGGAUGAUGUGGAUGAGCGCGAGGCUAACCAGGCUAGACGAGGAGCUGGAGCUGGUCAGGGAGCUGGCAUGGACGAAGACGAAGAGGGUGAAGGAGGACCUGGCGUUCAGUGCGCUCAACAGUGA